Messenger RNA from Harmonia axyridis, 950 nucleotides. RefSeq names its product growth arrest and DNA damage-inducible proteins-interacting protein 1 (gene CRIF). The coding region runs from base 52 to 834 and encodes 260 amino acids. The transcript has a single exon. The record is from RefSeq and is a predicted model, not a curated record. NCBI's taxonomy places the organism in Eukaryota, Metazoa, Arthropoda, Insecta, Coleoptera, Coccinellidae. Gene Ontology annotation, cellular component: nucleus.
CAUAAUCAAUUCUGAGCGCUUAACCUCAUUCAAUCUGUAACCAUAAUCAAAAUGAUACGAACGGAUUGCAGCAGGAAGUCAUUUGCUGUUAUUAAUAUAUUCAAUAGAUUUUUGAGUUCGAAUGCUUCACUGAAUAUAGAAAAACUUGAAAAAGAGGGUACAAACGUAGAUGUGCUCGAGGAAGAUGCAGUAUUACAAGAAGAACGAAUACAAGCAAGUAGGAAUAAGUCCCGUCUAUAUGAUAACCAUAGGAACAUCGUACUAGAUCGAAAUCCAUUUCCUGAAUCUAAACAAUGGUUUCAUGAUAGUCUGGUUUAUAAAAGGAAAUUGUUUGGAAGGUACGGUUUCGCUAGUGGUGUUGAUCCAGCAAUAUGUUGGCCUACUGAAAAGGAACUUAAUGAAUCCUUAGAAUAUGAGAAAGUUGCUUAUCCUUUUACUAUUCCUGAGAUGAUAAAUACUGCUAAAGAAAAAAAAAUGGCUAAGGAUGAGGAAACAAGAAAACGCCAAGAAGAUAUGAUGAUUAAACUAUCCAAAUUAGAAGGAUGGAAAAGAGAUUUAGAAAUGAGAAUAGCAAAGAAAGAGGCUGAGGCUGAUGCAACUAGAUUGAAAAGAGAGCGUUUAAUUGAAGAAGUUAGAAAACAUUUUGGAUAUAAAGUUGAUCCUAAAGAUGAGAAAUUCAAAGAGUUGCUUGAGAAAAAGGAAAAGGAACAAAAGAAACUGGCUAAGGAAGCUAGGAAGAAGGAACGGGAGGCAAAAUUGUUAGAAAAACUGAAAAGAAAGAAUACUGAACAAAAAAGUGACGAUAUAGUAAAAAAUGAAGAAAAAACGUCUUAACAAGUUAUGAAAGCUUCCAAUAUCAUGAUAAUAAAAUCUUAUCUAACUUUCAUAUGAAAUUCAGUAAAAUUAUGUAUCAAAAUGGACAGAGGAAUAAAAUUUGAUAAUAUUAACAA